Molecule: messenger RNA, 927 nt
Organism: Colletotrichum chrysophilum
Lineage: Eukaryota; Fungi; Ascomycota; Sordariomycetes; Glomerellales; Glomerellaceae
Exons: 1
Coding region: 1-927 (308 amino acids)
Source: RefSeq, a predicted model, not a curated record
AUGCCGCACAGCAACACCACAUGGUCACCGGAAAAGGACAUCGAGUCUUUGAAGGGAAAGUCAAUUCUCAUCACUGGUGGCAGCAACGGCCUAGGAAGACAAUCUGCUUUGGACCUAGCGAGACACCAACCCACAGAAAUAUGGCUUGCAGCCCGUAGUGCGUCAAGAGCCGAAGCCGUCAUCGAUGAAAUCAAGCGACUGGAUCCUUCUGUGUCCGUCAAAUUUCUUCCACUCGACUUGACUUCCUUCUCAUCUAUCCGAGAGGCCGCUCGCAUCUUCUUGGCAUCCGCCACUCGUCUCGACAUCCUCCUCUUGAACGCCGGCGUCAUGAAUGUGCCUGUCGGCAGUGUGACCAAGGAAGGAUACGAGAUGCACUUCGGUACCAAUCACGUCGGCCAUGCCCUCCUCGUCAAGCUUCUGACUCCCCUAUUGCGCCAAACUGCACUGAGCAGCGAGGUCCGAGUUGUCCUGGUCAGCUCUGUGGCGCACAAGUUUGGUCCGUCGGGAGGGCUGCAGUUCGAUAGCUUCAAGCCAAAGACAGGUAACACCGGACUCUCUCCCAACGCUCUCUAUGGCCAAAGUAAACUUGCGAACCUGCUGUUCGCGCGUGAGAUGGCUCGCCGAUGCCCCGAGUGGACUAGUGUCUCGAUCCAUCCAGGAACCGUCAAGACGGAUCUGCAACGUUCAGAGAGUGGGCCAUUUCUGAUCAAGGCGUUCCAGGCAGUUGUGGUGCCUCUGAUCGGAGUUAGUGUAGAAGAAGGGGCGAAGAACCAGUUGUGGGCCGCCACCGCAGAUGGCGUUCUGAAUGGGGAGUACUAUGUACCUGUUGGUGUUCCAGGGAAAGGCAGCGCACUUUUAAAAGACGAGGAGCUCGCAAGAAAGUUGUGGGAUUGGACGGAAGCAGAGCUUAGAGGUAUUGCGCCUUGA